Cucumis sativus (cucumber) is the source of this 1057-nucleotide messenger RNA. RefSeq names its product RNA polymerase II transcriptional coactivator KELP. Gene Ontology annotation, biological process: positive regulation of transcription initiation by RNA polymerase II. NCBI's taxonomy places the organism in Eukaryota, Viridiplantae, Streptophyta, Magnoliopsida, Cucurbitales, Cucurbitaceae. The coding region runs from base 171 to 647 and encodes 158 amino acids. The transcript is spliced from 3 exons. Gene Ontology annotation, molecular function: transcription coactivator activity; DNA binding. The record is from RefSeq and is a predicted model, not a curated record.
AAAAUAGAAAGAUAGAGGAAAGCAGAGGUGAGCUCAGCCCACAGGGCCAUACUCGAAGUCGAACCAAAGACUUUCCCUAACAUUUCAUUCUCUUUUGAUUUUGCACCUCACUUCACUCUCUUCACUCUCUUCACUACAAAUCCACGCAGAAGUAUUCGAAGAAUUCGGCUAUGGAUUCCCAACUCCAACGCAGAAUUGAGGAAGCUGUCCGCGCAAUUCUCGAAUCUUCCGACAUGGACGAAAUGACCGAGUCCAAAAUUCGAGCCCUUGCCUCUAAGGACCUCCAUCUCGACCUCUCUAAAUCCCCUUACAAGUCUCUCGUUCGCACCGUUGUCGAAUCAUUUCUCCAAGAACGUUCUGAACAACACCCUGAAGACCAACCCGAGGAUGCCUCUGCUGCUAAGGAGAAGGAGUACGACGACGACGGCGAUCUCAUUGUUUGUUGGUUAUCAAGCAAGAGGAAGGUGACGAUUCAGGAUUUUAGAGGGAAGACUCUGGUUUCGAUUAGGGAGUUUUAUAGAAAGGAUGGGAAAGACCUCCCUACGGCUAAAGGAAUAAGCUUGACUGAAGAACAAUGGUCUGUCUUUAAGAAGAAUGUACCUGCCAUAGAAAAAGCUAUUAAGAAUAUGCAAUCACAAAUAAUGUGAAGUAAGCAGUCACCUGGUGGUUGAUUGGUUUGAAGCCAUGAUGCUGUGUAUCUAUGGAAGCCACGUUUAUCACAAUGAAAGGUGGUAGGGGUUUUAGUUUUGGAACUGCUGCAGUUUUUUGGUUGCAGAAUAUUUUGAUAUUUUGGUACUUCUGUUUUGAGCCUAGAUCGCCAACACAAAAAAAUUCAAGGUACCUGUGUAUUUUCAUGGCAUCAAGGUGGAUAACUAUGGUACAUAUUCUCGACCACCAGAGCUGAUAAUUAUGAAUGAUCUCUUAUCUAAUCUUUUGUUGCUAAAAAACGAAUGACAUGAAUUUAAAUGUGUGCGAUCUGAGCCAUGUCAUUGAAGGUUGAAUAUCUUUGAAAUUUUAUAUUGAACUGAUUCAAUUUUAGGAGACUGAUGUUAGGCUG